This is a messenger RNA of Saimiri boliviensis boliviensis (Bolivian squirrel monkey), 2330 nucleotides long. It is a transcript of the gene DIRAS1, whose product is annotated as DIRAS family GTPase 1. Gene Ontology annotation, biological process: signal transduction. NCBI's taxonomy places the organism in Eukaryota, Metazoa, Chordata, Mammalia, Primates, Cebidae. Gene Ontology annotation, molecular function: GTPase activity; GTP binding. The record is from RefSeq and is a predicted model, not a curated record. Gene Ontology annotation, cellular component: membrane.
GGGGACGGCGCGGGCGCGACUGCGGCGGCUCGGGCGGGCGGGGGGCGGCGGCGCCAGCGGACACCGGAGCGGGUAGGAGCAGCGGCCGCCGCGCCGCAGGGACCAGCGGGUCCAGGCUCGGUCUGGGGUUCUCGCAGCCGGCACCAGCCCUCCCGGCCCCGGCCCCCAACCCGCCGCGGGAAAGAUGCCAGAGCAGAGCAACGAUUACCGCGUGGUGGUGUUCGGGGCGGGCGGCGUGGGCAAGAGCUCGCUGGUGCUGCGCUUCGUGAAGGGCACGUUCCGAGACACCUACAUCCCCACCAUCGAGGACACCUACCGGCAGGUGAUCAGCUGCGACAAGAGCGUGUGCACGCUGCAGAUCACAGACACCACGGGCAGCCACCAGUUCCCGGCCAUGCAGCGCCUCUCCAUCUCCAAGGGCCACGCCUUCAUCCUGGUGUUCUCGGUCACCAGCAAGCAGUCGCUGGAGGAGCUGGGCCCCAUCUACAAGCUCAUCGUGCAGAUCAAGGGCAGCGUGGAGGACAUCCCCGUGAUGCUGGUGGGUAACAAGUGCGACGAGACGCAGCGGGAGGUGGACACGCGCGAGGCGCAGGCGGUGGCCCAGGAGUGGAAGUGCGCCUUCAUGGAGACCUCGGCCAAGAUGAACUACAACGUGAAGGAGCUCUUCCAGGAGCUGCUGACGCUGGAGACCCGCCGGAACAUGAGCCUCAACAUCGACGGCAAGCGCUCCGGGAAGCAGAAGAGGACAGACCGCGUCAAGGGCAAAUGCACCCUCAUGUGAGCCCGGAACGCCCGCCUGCCCGCCGCCCGCCCGCACCGGCCCCGGCCCCCCGCCGCCUCCCCCGACACCCCCUCCUGCCUCCUCCUCUCCUCUCAUCCUUCCACCGACACCUCGGCUGGGGAAACUGAGGCUGCUCCCUCUCCGCUGCCCCUGGCCGCCCCGAGGCAGGGCCGAGGCUCUUCUUCCUGCCCCGCUCUCUCUUCUCCACCCUCCUGUUCUGUCUGUACCCCCCAAACCAAGAGCCGGAGGUGGCCCCCUUGUCCUGCAGAUGGGCAAAGGGGACCAGGAGCCGGCAAGAGGAGCUCCUCGUUCCCGCCGGGACCAGAGGAGGCUGCGUUUCCCCAUCUCCAUCUCUUUCCCUGGGGCGUCCGCACGAGACCUGUGGGUCCCCGUCCCCCACAUUUGAUCACUGUGACCUUCCAGGGGAGGGGGGAGUUCAAAAUGCACAUUAGCCUCAGAUUAUUUUUUUCUUUCUCCUCCUAUUUGGUGUUGACAUACACCCGAGCCCACCCGGCCCCUCAUGACCUCUCACCUGUGCCCUGCCCCCACCUCCGGUCCCAGAACGCCCCCCUCUCCCCUGUUGUCACACCGGGGACGUGGGGCCCGCGGGAUGGGCCUCAGGCCACCAGGCAAUAACCACAGGGCCUGCAGCACUGCCCCUGCCAGCUCCGAAUCCCACCCCUGGGACCGGCCACAGCCACAGCCGCAGCACAACUGCCCCACCGGGAGGCACCGUGGACGUGGAGGGGCUUCCCAGACACCGCCCACCCGGGACCUGCCUCUUUCACCGAGACAGAGACAUUAGCGACGUGUGGUGGGUGGGGUCCUGGGGUGCUCGGGAGGGGGUACCUGGGGCUCUGGCCAGAGAGACAUCAAUGACACCCCCGUGAGGGGACAGCCGAUGGGACCCCACAUCAGCGGAAUCCAAGGGGGCUCCAGGUAGAAGUCUGCUCCGCCCACUGCCUCCCCUCCACCCGUGCCCCAGAGAGCAGGGCCCGCCCAGAAAGGUGGUGUCCUGGAGUCAGGGGGAAUCUGCAGCCGUGAGGUUCUGGGUGUUUUUGUGAGAGGGUCUGAACCACCCUACACUCAUGUGACCCCACAGGGCUGUGUCCGACAUACACGGGGAAUGGUGUAUUUGUGCAGCCUGGGGUUUGUGGAUGGGUGACUUGCAUCUAAGUGCACCUGUGUGUGUCUGUCGGGACGGUAUGUUUUUGUGGUACUCUGUGUGUGUACUAGUGGUGUAGGGUAUACGGAGAGGUGGGUAGUCAACAAGAGGUGUGUGGUUGUCAACAAGACUGGAUACUUCUGAUGUGUCUGUGUGACUCUUUGUGCCUCUAUGAGCAUGACUAUAUUUUUGGGAGUGGGUGAUAUGGCUUAUCUGAGAGAGCAUUUACCUGUUACUGUGUUUGUCCUGAUUGAGAAACACAAUUUCUGUCCUACUCUAUAGUAGCGUGACUCUAUAGCAAUGUGAUUUUCAGUCCCAAAUUGGUAUCAGUCAGCUAUUGCUGUGUAACAAAUGACCACAAUUGGCCAGACCUGGUGGCUCAUG